UUAUUUUUCCAUCAUGUGUAUCGAAGGAAAAACAUGAUCCUUCUGAUAUUUUCUUCAGUUGAACAAAACAACAAAUAUGUUUGAAUCUAGCUUGAAAAAAGGAAUGGUGUCAUCAACCCUUCUGAGUGUUAUAACAUUGUAUCUUCAUCUAACAGACGCAUUAGAUUAUACACGUCAUUUGUGUCGAUACCAUUACCAUUAUACGGCUGUAUCAUGGGCAUCAGCUCGAGAAAUAUGUGAAAGGACCAACAGAACUUUACUAAUCAUCGAUAGUUCUAUUGAAAUGACGAAUAUAUCAGAUACUAUUAUGCCUCAUGUUGAAUCAGUCAGACCAGACGCUAAUCCAAUCAGUCAAACAUUAUGGAUUGGACUUCAUCAAGAAAUAAAUCCAGUUCGCUUAGUAUGGGAUACAUGUGAUGAGUAUACUAUAAAUCCUAAUCAAUGGUCAACGUCAACUGGAAACUCAGAAGGUUGUGUGAUAUUUAACUCUACAGACAACACGUUUUCUAUACAUGCAUGUUCCAAUACUCAACCAUUCAUAUGUGAAGAUACGUCAAAUGAUGCUGGUGAUUGUUAUGACGAGCUUUCGAUUGAAUCAACAGAUGUACCCUCUGGGAUAGGGUCUAAUGAUGAUAUAGAUAAUACCGCAUCGUUAGAAGAAUGUGCUAAAUUGUGUUAUAAUGAUGGCAUGUGUUCAGCAUUUCAACGAAAAUUGGAAACUGGAAAUGUUAAGUGUUACAGGCACUAUUAUGAUAUAUCUGGUGGCGUAUCUCUCACGAGAACACCUCAGGUUGUUUUCAUAAAAAAUAUAUUCAAAUUAAAUGACGCAACUUCAUCCACCACACCGGUAAUAUCAAAUUAUUAUUGCCCAAUGUAUUCGUCUUCUGUAGUUCCAACGUCAUCAUCAUCAUACAUCAGCGAUAUAACAACGUCAACAUUGAGUGAAACUACACAUAUUGCAGUCUACAGCUCCGAUCCGACAAUGAUAUCAACUGAAUUACUCAGCAGUCAAACUACUACUUCAAGCAGUGGAGUUAUGACGUCAUCCCUUGUUGUGAGUGGGACAGCUUCGUCUACAUGCUACUGUCCCUGUUCUCUUACUGUUGCUAGUAGUUCUAUUACAACGGAAGAAUUACAAGCAAAAAUAGAUCAAAUACAGACAGAACUAACAGUUGACAGAAAGGAAACGUCAUCGUAUAAAAGAAAAUUAACGAGCGCCCCCGAUAACCGUGUUUCUGCUCAAAGCAUUGGAUAUGUUGGCGUAGUGAUAUUGACGGUUGUGAUAGGACUGCUUGUUAUAAUUGACAUUCCUACUCUUGUUAAGGACACAAGACACUUUUUUAAAAGGUGUUGUUCCUUGUGCAAAGGCAAAUGAGCAUAAAUGAGUCAUUUGGUAACUGCUAUAUUCAUUGUUUUGUGACCAGUAUUUUGCCUGAAUAAUGUAAAUACACCUUUAUAAUGUGACCUUAAAAAUGUCAAAAUGCGGGAGGUCGUCGGUUCGAUCCCCAAUCAGGUCAAACCAAAGAAUUGAAAAUCGGUAUUUGCUGCUUCUGCGCUAAGCAUGCGACAUUUAGAAGGGAGAGCAAAGACUGGUCGGCUCGCAUUCAGAUAGAUGUUUCCUGAGUGACAUGUCUUCCUGUGGACUGUUGCCUUCUGAACUAGCACGUUAAAACUCUGGCUCAGCGUGUUAGUCUAGUCAGGAACAGUCUAUACUAAAGUUAGUAUAGAAAGUCCCUGGUCUAGUAUAUAGUAGGUUUUACAUUCAUAUAAGAUUAACAUGUUUCGUCCUGAUAAAGCAUAUACUAUAUGCCACUGGACGUUAAACACUCAAUUCAAUUUUCAUCAUCAUUACCAUCAACAGAAACAAAUUGAGCCAAUACGAGCACCGAGCAUAGCUAACAUUUAUUACCCAAAACAAACUCAAGCAUAGAUAAAGUAUACAAAACCAAAAUAAUUUACUUCAGAAAGAUAAAAUAUGAGCGGUAUUAAUCAGCGAAGAAAGUGAUAGGUGGUAUACGGUGAAAACCCGAAGGUAAAUUUCCUAUGGAUAACUGCGCUUCGUUGUUCUAUUAAUAUUAAUUCAUUUAAUUUUGUGAACACUGGAAUAUUUAAUUUUGUUUAGUUACUAAUAAUUAGUAUUGGAAUAAAAAUUAGU
Messenger RNA from Mytilus californianus (California mussel), 2155 nucleotides. RefSeq lists its product as uncharacterized. The transcript is spliced from 7 exons. The coding region runs from base 77 to 1375 and encodes 432 amino acids. NCBI's taxonomy places the organism in Eukaryota, Metazoa, Mollusca, Bivalvia, Mytilida, Mytilidae. The record is from RefSeq and is a predicted model, not a curated record.